AUGAGUGAGCGUGGCCGUGCUCGUGGUCGUGGACGAAGUCGUCCUGUUGUUCCAGGUGAAACCGGCAGUGAGCCCAGUGGUGCUGCCAGUAUUUCUGCACCGACUAGCGACGUACCUACUAGUACAACUUUAGCUUCAUUAGUACCGACACCGAUUGCUCCAGCAACGAGUGAUACGCCAACAUCGGAAUGGUCGACAGCCGAGGCUGUACCAUCAGUCCAGCAGAGUGCCAUCCGUCGUAUUGGUGGUGGCGGGACGAUGAGUAUACCACGUGGUCGUGGUCUCGACAAAUUAGCUCCACAUAUGGCCGGUAUGUCAAUUGGUGAACAUCGUGAAGGUCGUUCGCGUGGUUUACCUAUUCAUGAUGAGUCUCAAUCGCGUAAUGUCGAUCCAACUCGAGUCAAUUUUCGUGAACCUGGAUCCGAAAAGAAAGGUACCUCAGGAGAUUUCAUCCCUUUAAUUGCAAACUAUGUUCGAAUCUUAUCUACACCACAAUGGUCACUUUAUCAAUAUCAUGUCACGUUUACACCGGAUAAUAUUGAUUCGAGAAAAACACGUCGAGAAUUACUUGCACAACACAAAGGUGAUUUACAAGAUGUUGCUUUUGAUGGGCAAACUUUGUAUUCAUUUAAUGAUCUUGGUGAUGAUCAUGAGAUUAAAUCACAUCACGAAGCUAUUGGUCAAGAUUUCAAUAUUCAAUUGCACAAGGUGGCUGUUCAAGGACCUGAAUCGCCAAAUUUCUUCCAUUUAUCGAAUUUAAUCAUCCGAAAAUUAUUGGAAUUAGCGGGUAUGAGAAUGAUUGGUCGCUCCUACUACCAAUUCGACAAAAAGAUCGAUAUCGACCGAUUUAGUUUAACCCUAUUUCCUGGUUUCGAAACAGCUGUUAAUGUUUACGAAGGUUCUUUAAUGAUGAAUGUCGAUUUAUCACACAAAGUCAUCAAUAAUGUGAGCAUUUACCAGCGUUUACAAAAUAUUUUCGCCCAAUUUCAAGAAUAUAAGCUUGCGCAAGAUACAGCAAUGCGAGAAUUGGUUGGACAAAUCGUCAUCACAACAUACAAUCAUAAGACGUACAAAGUAGAUGAUAUUGCAUGGGAUAAAACACCACAGAUAACGUUUCCAAGACGAGACGGCAAAGAUGUUUCGUUAAUCGAUUAUUAUCAAGAACGUUAUCAAUUACAAAUCAUCGACCAUACACAACCAUUGUUAGUAUCGAAACCGUCGCGGCGAAAUCGAAGAGCAGGAAUUACAGGGCCGAUUUUAUUGAUUCCCGAAUUCUGCCGAGAAACAGGUAUUUCCGAUUCCAUGCGAAGUGAUUUCAGUUUGAUGAAAGAAUUGGCUUCGCACACACAUAUCGAACCAGCACCACGUUACAAAGCAUUGAUGGAUAUGGUCAAUACAAUUAAUACAUCGCCUCGAUGUCGACAAUAUAUGACAAAAUGGAAUUUACGAUUAGAUGAUAAUUUAGCGGAACUCGAGGGUCGUAUACUCGAGCCCGAAGUGAUUAAUUAUAGUGAUCGAUCGGUCAGAUAUAAACAACAAGAGGCUGAUUGGAGUCGUGACGGUCGCAGUUGUCGUCAUAUAAAACCGGGUAAUUUAGAUAAGUGGCUGGUUAUUUAUGAAGGAAAACAAAAACCGGUUGCUAAUGAUUUGAUCAACACACUUUAUAACGUGUGCACACCAAUGGGUAUGCGAGUAGAAUAUCCUGAAUUAGCUGAAAUACAAAAUGACCGACCGGAAACUUAUUUGAAAGCAUUAGAACAAAAUUGUGUCAAUCAACAGUACAAUCUUGUUCUUUGCAUUUUGAGCAAUAAUCGAAAAGAUCGUUACGAUGCGCUGAAGAAAUUCUUAUGUAUGGAUAUCGGUAUUCCAUCGCAAAUGGUUUUAAUGAAAACACUUACCAAGCGAGGUCAAUUGAUGUCAGUUGCAACCAAAAUUGGCAUUCAAAUCUCAGCAAAACUCGGCGGAGAAAUUUGGGCCGUUCCUAUUCCAUCGAAAAGCUUGAUGAUUAUUGGUAUUGAUUCAUAUCAUGACAAGAAACGUAAACAAGUUUCAGUCGCUGCUUUUGUGGCUACAACAAAUCCUCAAUGCACUUCAUACUAUUCACGUAUUGUUAUGCAAACAACGACUCAAGAAUUGGUGGAUGGUAUCAGUGUGUGUAUUCGAGAUGCUUUGAAAGCGUUUUUCAUGCAAAAUAACGCAAUGCCUGAGCGUAUUGUUAUCUAUCGUGAUGGCGUUGGUGAUGGGCAACUUCAGGCUGUUUACGAACAUGAAUUACCACAAAUCGAACAAACCUUCAGUAAAGUUCAAGAAGGUUACGUACCGAAAUGGGCAAUGAUCAUUGUGAAAAAACGAGGCUGCUCGCGAUUCUUUUCGAAAAAUAACGAACAAUUACAUAAUCCACCACCCGGAACGAUUAUCGAUCAUACAGUCACGCAUCAAAACUGGUUUGACUUUUAUUUAAUUUCACAAUGUGCAAGGCAAGGAACAGCUGCGCCAACUCAUUUCAAUGUCAUUUGGGAUCGAACAACAUUCAAAGUUGAUCAUAUCCAACGCUUAACAUUUAAACUAUGUCAUCUUUACUACAAUUGGCCUGGAACUAUCCGAGUACCAAUGGUCUGUCAAUACGCUCAUAAAUUGGCUUAUCUUGUUGGUCAAUCUCUUCAUCAAGAUUUUCAUCACGAUCUCUCCAAUAAACUUUUCUAUUUAUAG
Messenger RNA from Adineta ricciae, 2709 nucleotides. NCBI's taxonomy places the organism in Eukaryota, Metazoa, Rotifera, Eurotatoria, Adinetida, Adinetidae. The record is from the annotation of a GenBank genome assembly.